UGGAUACUUAAUAAACACCAAAAAACAUUUUCUGAUAGUGAAGGAAUGUAUGCUGGCAGUAGCUAACUCACUUUUUGAAGAAAAAAAAAGAUGUUGCCUCAGCAAUUCAAAGCAUCUCAUUGUCAGCACGAAGUAAUACACGAAGAACGGAAAUUUUAGCUGCGGAAAUUAAAAACUCUCUUCUUAAGCUUUUGCAAAAGGCAGUUAUCAGUUAGAAUUAAAUGAUUUCGCUUUCUACUGAUUGGAGUCCCAGCAAUGAUUGGCAAAGAAAAAGGUGUAGUAAAGAGGAUCAGGGAUAAACAUUUUAAUUUAAUAACCUAUCACUGUAUAAUACACCAGGCAGUCCUUUGUGAAAAACUAAGUGCUAGACCUAGUGAAGUUAAUUAAUUUUAUGAGAUCUCAUUCUGCUCUUCAUAACCGAUAUUUCAAGGAGUUUCUUUCUGAAUGCUCGUUGGUCAAGUUAUUGAACGUUUCUGGCUAAUAAAAGAACAUAUGAUCUCCUUCUUACAAAAUAUAGAUACGCAGGGAGCCAGGGCACAUUUUGAGCAUAUAAAAACAGGUGUAACAUGCUGGUCGUGGCUUUUUUAAAAGAUAUUUUAAAAUAUUUGAAUGCGCUUAACACAGAGUUACAAGAAAAUGAAAGAUUAGUAUGUGAUCUGAUACAAAGCUUGUCUGCUUUUCGUCAUAAGCUGGAUAUGUUUGAAAAAGAUAUUGCACAACAAAAAUUAAUUUAUUUUCCAACUAUUCUUGAAUAUAAUAAAAAUAAGGAGUACUCCGAAGAAGACAUUGUAGUGUUCGUAAAAUUUCUGGGCGAUCUUAGGAACGAAUUUGCUUCAAGAUUCCAAUACUUUGAACAGGUAAGCAAGCUAUCUUCAUUUCUAAAAUCACCAUUUGAAGUUAAUGCAGCGGCAGAAUGGACAGAUGUGGCUGCUAAGCUGUUUAAUCUGUCAAAAGCAUUACUUCAAAUGGAGUUUAUUGAAUUACAAGAAGAUUUAUUCUUGCUCGUUUAUAAAUCGGUAUCCACCGAAGAAUUUUGGGCCAAACAUAUGCUAGCAAAAUAUGAAAAUUGCAGACAACUUACAAUCAAUUUGGCCACUAUGUUUGGCUCAAGGUAUAUGUGCGAAACGUCUUUCUCAAAAAUGAAUUUUUUGAUAAACAAAUCUCGCUCCCGAUUUACGGACGCCCAUCUCGAAGAUACAAUUCGAAUUUGUUGUUCGACUCGAGAACCAGACCACAAACAACUAGCUCAAGACCGUCGGUGCAAUUUUUCGCAUUAAUUUAAGGUCUUUUGUUUUAUCAUUAAGCAUGUACCAAAAUAAUAAACAUCUUGUCAUUCAAUGUUAUCAUUUUGUUUUUUUGGCCUUGUUCAAAUGUUCUUCUAGUAUCCGGACCCCACAAAAUUGCUUGCUGACUCCUGAUAUAGAGUCAAAGAUUAUGCAAAACUUUAAAUAUAAGAAGUUUUUAUAGACAUUUUAAGCAAAUGAAAUCAAAGAAAACACUGCUUAUAUAAACUUUAUUGACAUGUAAAACAACUAAAGCCAAAGAACACAUAACAUGAACAAUCUUUAAAAAGUUCUCUUUCUCACGUCCAUGAAAACACUUAAUAACUAUUAUUUCUGCCUCUGUUUCUAAUUGCUCCCAAACUUCUCUCGCCAUAACUUCUUUGUCGUCAAGAGGGACAGAUGAUGGUUGUCGGCUCCUGAGUUGAAGAUCAAUAAUAUAUCAUAAUUUCUUUACGAGAUUUAGAUCAGGGCUGCAGAGUGGCCAGUUCAUGGUUUGUGUACCAAUCUUAUCCAAAUAAUCACGGAUCACACGUGCAACAUGCGGUGCAUUAAACGAAAAUUGUUUCCUAUUUAAGGAGUAAAGGGAACUACAUAAUUAGACAACAUAUCUGUAAUGUACCUUGCACUUAUAGACCAUACUGUGAAAUAACAAUAAUCAUAAUCCAAUCACCGGUUCACAAAAAAAUCGCUUCUAAUUAAUGGAACAUUUAAGGUGAUGCGUUAAUUUUGGAGAGUAGUGUAUUUACUGUGUUGGAUUCACGUAUGGACUAUAUUUCUGAGUGUUUAAUCAUCAUCAUAGUCAUU
Messenger RNA from Diabrotica balteata, 2087 nucleotides. NCBI's taxonomy places the organism in Eukaryota, Metazoa, Arthropoda, Insecta, Coleoptera, Chrysomelidae. The record is from the annotation of a GenBank genome assembly.